GAUUUUCAGGUUGACACAUGACAUGUAAAUAUUAUUUUAUAGGAAUUUAAUAAAUUUACUUAAUUUACUAGUCAACUAGUCUUGUGCGGCUGAAGUGCAUUGAAAAUGCUCGAGGUAACAAAAGGCAUAAGCAAAUUGUGGGACAGGCUGUUUGAUCAGAAAGCGUUUUUAAAUGGAGAAAUAAACUUUGUCCUCAAUGAAUUCGAGCUGAGGCGAGGGGAUAGUGAGGUGGACAACUUGUUUAAAUCUCUAGAAAGUAUAACGGAUAUAAAAGACACUCAAAUUAACAGGCUGAUUGAAAUAGCUAGUGAAAAAAAUGUUGAAGCCAAUCAACAGUUAAGUAAAGCUCUAAACCUUUGCAGCCAACUUCCAGAGCUAGAACAAAAAUACACUGACCUGAAGGACACAUACCUUGAAAAGGCUAGAGAAAAGAGGAAAGAAAAAUACGAGGAAAUAAUGAAUGGAAUCACUUCUAACUACUCAAAAAUCGACGCUGAAUUUGAAAAGAAAGAAGUAGAAACCCUACAAGCUUAUAUAAACCUUGAAGCAAAAUUGAAAUAGUUAAAUGAGUUGAAGCCUUCACUUCUACAAUGCUGUAUAAACAUAUUGUGGCUAUAUCUCAAUUUAUUCUAUCAGUACUAUUUAGCUUCGCCUUUGGACUUCUGGGUAUAGAAAAAAUUAUUGGUCCACUCGACUUUGGAUUCAGAUUGCUUCUUGCCAUGAUCUGCACUCUCGUGGCCGCACUUGGCGAAUUGUACUUUUUAGCCGAGAAACUUAAUGAAGAUUGGGAGUUUGAGUACUCCAUAGGAAAAAAAGCCAAAACUAAAUAAGUUUCUUUUGUAUAUCGGCAUUUAAUGUAUAUUUCGACAGCCUUGUAAAUAAUUUCAAAUAAAAUCUUCAGCUUAAAA
Messenger RNA from Dendroctonus ponderosae (mountain pine beetle), 908 nucleotides. It is a transcript of the gene Muted, whose product is annotated as biogenesis of lysosome-related organelles complex 1 subunit 5. The transcript is spliced from 4 exons. The coding region runs from base 106 to 561 and encodes 151 amino acids. NCBI's taxonomy places the organism in Eukaryota, Metazoa, Arthropoda, Insecta, Coleoptera, Curculionidae. The record is from RefSeq and is a predicted model, not a curated record. Gene Ontology annotation, cellular component: BLOC-1 complex; transport vesicle.